Molecule: messenger RNA, 1597 nt
Organism: Neomonachus schauinslandi (Hawaiian monk seal)
Lineage: Eukaryota; Metazoa; Chordata; Mammalia; Carnivora; Phocidae
Gene: GABRB2
Product: gamma-aminobutyric acid type A receptor subunit beta2
Exons: 9
Coding region: 155-1579 (474 amino acids)
Biological process (GO): signal transduction; chemical synaptic transmission; monoatomic ion transmembrane transport
Cellular component (GO): membrane; neuron projection; GABA-A receptor complex
Molecular function (GO): extracellular ligand-gated monoatomic ion channel activity; GABA-A receptor activity; neurotransmitter receptor activity
Source: RefSeq, a predicted model, not a curated record
AGAAAAUCUGCUCGGUCCCAGGCAGCCGCCGCUGCCCCUUUGAUGUUUUGGUACACCGUGCGCAUGCGCCUCACAUUAGAAUUACUGCACUGGGCAGUCUAAGUUGGAUCUCCUCUCUUCAGUGAAACCCUCAAUCCCAUCAAAAACUAAAGGGAUGUGGAGAGUCCGGAAAAAGGGCUACUUUGGGAUUUGGUCAUUCCCCUUAAUAAUCGCCGCUGUCUGUGCGCAGAGUGUCAAUGACCCUAGUAAUAUGUCGCUGGUUAAAGAGACAGUGGAUAGACUCCUGAAAGGCUAUGACAUUCGUCUGAGACCAGAUUUUGGAGGUCCCCCUGUGGCGGUGGGAAUGAACAUUGACAUCGCCAGCAUUGAUAUGGUUUCUGAAGUCAAUAUGGAUUAUACCUUGACAAUGUACUUCCAGCAAGCCUGGAGAGAUAAGAGACUGUCCUAUAAUGUAAUACCUUUAAACUUGACUCUGGACAACAGAGUGGCAGAUCAGCUCUGGGUGCCUGAUACCUACUUCCUGAAUGAUAAGAAGUCAUUUGUACACGGAGUGACUGUCAAGAACCGCAUGAUCCGCCUGCAUCCAGAUGGGACAGUUCUUUAUGGCCUCAGAAUCACAACCACAGCUGCUUGCAUGAUGGACCUAAGGCGGUACCCACUGGACGAACAAAACUGCACCUUGGAAAUUGAAAGCUAUGGAUAUACCACUGAUGACAUUGAGUUUUACUGGCGUGGGGAUGAUAACGCAGUAACAGGAGUGACAAAGAUUGAACUUCCACAGUUCUCUAUCGUGGAUUACAAACUUAUCACCAAGAAGGUUGUUUUUUCCACAGGUUCCUAUCCCAGGUUGUCCCUCAGCUUUAAGCUUAAGAGAAACAUUGGUUACUUUAUUCUGCAAACAUACAUGCCUUCCAUCCUGAUCACUAUCCUCUCCUGGGUCUCCUUCUGGAUUAAUUAUGAUGCAUCAGCUGCAAGAGUGGCAUUAGGAAUUACAACCGUUCUUACAAUGACCACGAUCAAUACCCACCUGCGGGAGACUCUCCCUAAAAUUCCCUAUGUGAAGGCCAUUGACAUGUACCUGAUGGGGUGCUUUGUCUUUGUUUUCAUGGCCCUUCUGGAAUAUGCUUUGGUCAACUACAUCUUUUUUGGGAGGGGACCCCAACGCCAAAAGAAGGCAGCUGAGAAAGCUGCUAGUGCCAACAAUGAGAAGAUGCGCCUGGAUGUCAACAAGAUGGACCCACACGAGAACAUCUUACUGAGCACUCUUGAGAUAAAGAAUGAAAUGGCCACAUCUGAGGCUGUGAUGGGACUUGGAGACCCCAGGAGCACAAUGCUGGCCUACGAUGCCACCAGCAUCCAGUACCGGAAAGCUGGCUUGCCCAGGCACAGCUUUGGCCGUAAUGCCCUGGAACGGCAUGUGGCACAGAAGAAAAGCCGCCUGAGGAGACGCGCUUCCCAACUGAAAAUCACCAUCCCCGACUUGACUGAUGUGAAUGCCAUAGAUCGGUGGUCCCGCAUAUUCUUCCCAGUGGUUUUUUCCUUCUUCAACAUCAUCUAUUGGCUUUAUUAUGUGAACUAAAACAUGGCCUCCCAUGGG